Messenger RNA from Racocetra fulgida, 1439 nucleotides. The record is from the annotation of a GenBank genome assembly. Lineage: Eukaryota; Fungi; Glomeromycota; Glomeromycetes; Diversisporales; Gigasporaceae.
UAGUGGUGCUAGAUUUGAUUUCGAUGAUUAUAACGAAAAUCACAUCUUCAAUAAAUUUGAAGAUCAGUUUGAAUCUUUUAAGAAAAUUAAAGGUUGCGGGUUCGAAAUUGAUUAUAAUACAGAAUUCAAGGGAACUUUGUUUAGGUUGCCGCUUAGACAAAAUGGAAUAGAAAGUUCUAUUUCGGAUAAUGUAGAUAAUAUUGACAAUAUUCUCAAAUUAUUAAACAUGAUAAAGAAAGAAGCAAUGUCAGAAUUGAUUUUUCUACGCAAUGUAAAAUCUUUCGAAGUAUUUAGAAAAGCUAGCAAGGAAAGUAAUCCAACGCUCUUAUGGAAAGUUGAAAUCACAAAUAAUAGUGAAAUUCGUAAAUUAUAUGGAAAAGAGUCGCAAGUAUUUAAGCUUGAUGUUCAAUUUUCUGAUAAAACGAGAUUGUUCAGUUUUACAGAAAGGAAACCGAGAACAUGGCUCAUAAGUUCAGGAAAAAAUGAUUUUUCACUAAAUAGACUAGGCACAUGGGGUGGAGUAGCUAUAUUGGUUCCUGAGAGGCCCGAAAUUCCAAUGACAUUAAGCGAAACUAUACAAAAUGGAAAAUUUUAUUCGUACCUUUCACUUUCUAUUCCCUCAGGAUUAUCAGUAAAUUUGCAUGCAAGUGGUUGGGCACUUUCAUCUGAUCGGAGAAGUAUUGUGUUUGACGGUGAUAAUCAAACAUGUAUUAAGAAUGAUGCAAAAACAACUCAAAAUAAGAAUAUCUUGGACAAAAUUCUUCCUAAACUUCAUGUAAAACUUUUUGAAGAAUAUUUAAAAUUAGAAGCAACUUAUAGAGCUAGGUUGCAAAAAAACUCUGAUUUUCAAGGUAUUCUCCGAUUAUGGCCAAUUCCCGCAAAUAAAAAUGCAGAAAUUACAACAUACGGAGUAAGGGUAAUUCAACUCGCAGCCGAAGGAGAUUCUAAAAUCUUUUGGUCACCACUUAACGGUGGUACAUACGUUAAUUUCAAGCAGUCUGUCUUUUUAACUAAAAAAACACCUCCAACUGAAGUACAUCCGGCGAUUAUUAACUUACUUCAUGAUCAAGAACGUCCUACAGUUUUGUUAGAUGAUAAAAACUUAGAAGAAUUACAAAGUCUUAAUCCUCAAAAAGCUGAUUCUCCAUUUAUUAGAAGCGUUUUGAAAAAUAAUGAAUUCUUAUCAAAUAUUCGAGAAGAAUAUCUUUUUGUCUUACUGAGAUAUAUCCUUGAGGAUAAAAAAUAUGAUGAUCUCGAAGAUAUUCCUUUGGUUCCACUAUUUAACAAUCAAUUCGGAAAAUUUGACAAAACUAAAACAUAUUACAUUGCUUCAAAAGAAGAAUUUAAAAUGUUUCAUAAAACUGGACCACGUUAUUUUAUUCCGAAAGAAUUACUUAAAGCACAAAAAUUGUUACCAAUUUUUAGCGAUGAAGAUUUUC